AUCGAAGAUUUAUUUCUGUACGUGCAGUCACCUUGAUCCAGUCCGCGCCACAUCUGCACAAUUGCACGAACACAUAAGUAAAGUACAUCGUGUAAUACACGAUACGUCUCGGGGCUGUUUCACUGCAUCCACGCUUUUUGGAAUGACGCUGAUCGGCGCUAACUCGAACACGUUUCGGUCGACUCUGUAACCACACCUGCGUCGCUGUCUUUAGUGCAUACUUAGCGCAUACGUUGAUCGGAGUUGCUCCAUUUAACGAUCGUUCCAUCACGAGACGUCAUGCCGACACCCACGCACGGUGGGCGUACCGUGAAUCCCAUCUUUUCGGAAACACGAGAGGGGGAGAGACGCGUUAUCGCUGUAUGAAUUAAUGAUCGACGCGAUAACAUAAUCCUCCUUCGAGUUUCUGCUUCGAGCUUACAUUGUUAGUUAAUCAGCAACGAGAUUUGCUUGUUUUGAAAACAACAGGCGAUUUAUCGGCCAGGAUUUCAAGCUUGGUUUAAUUGAUUUAUUUAGUUGAAUGAACUGAAUCAUGAUUAGGAUCCUUUUUAGGUUUAUGUUGAAUUUGAUUGGGAUAGUUGAGAAACAUAAAAAUGGUUGAAAAGUCACUUGUUUAAAUAUUGAGUUAGUCGAGUAGAUUAGAAAGCUUGAAAGACUUGAAAUAUCUGAGAAACUCAAAGUAAACGAUGUUAAUUUAUAUUUCAACAACACUGCUUUGAACCAUCCUACAGUCGUAACAAGUAAAUUUAAAUUUAUAUUCACCAAGUAGCUCCCUAAUGGAGUUUUCUAAAUUUAAAUUUAGCAAUAUGACUGCAAAGGGAGUUUUUAAAUUUGAAUUUAAUUCUAAGCCAGAGUCUAAACGCGCGUAAUUAGUGAAUUAGUGCUUUGGUUUCAGAAAAAUAUUUGAGGAAAACCUUAGCAUCAGGUAGACUGGAAAAUAGUGUUGUUUUUUCAAUUUUAAAUGCCUGUUUAUCACUCACCAGCUCAUUGGUUUCUAUCGAUCUGGUAUUGAAAAUUUGCAAACUGUUUGCAAGGCUGUUGAUAACAAGGGCGAUUACAUAAUUGCUUAAAAAUAGAAAUUUAUUAAAUCUUACUUUCGAGUCUAGCUAAUACAAAUGUGAAAUGAACGUAGAUAAAUUCAUGCAUCUCACGCAUUCGUCAAUUUAUUAUCGCACGCAAUUCACGAUCGACAUUUCUAUCGAGGAUCCGUAUCAUCGAUCGAACGGUUCGACUGAGCAAAUAAUUAAAAUCAAGCUUGCAUCGCUGGUUCCUCAUUUACUUUGUUAUUUACGUCGUAGGUCGUAGAGUAAUAAUUUCAGCGAACACAGCAAGGGGAAUUGAUGACGUUCAAAGAUGUUCCGCAAAGAGACGUCUCGCGACGACAAGGGAAUUUCUCUAGAAAGUAAACGAUUAAUUUCGCUCCUACGGUCGCAAGAAAGAAACCUGUCGCGUAUUUGCGAACAAGAAAUCUUCGACUUGACAGGGAUUCGCGUAAGCAAAUACUCUGAAAAGACGGGCAUUCGCGCGAGGCUCGUAUCACGUGAAGUUUUCUCGUUAACUUCUUGCUGGAGAUCGAUCCAACGGAGCGUCUCUGGCUAGCAUCAACGCCCCUGUAUGGAAACAUAAAUGCGUGCGAAAUUAUAGUAGAGUCGUUAGCGUAGUUUGGUUGAAACCGUACACGAUCUUGCUUGAUCUUAUUUUAUCCCCCCUCUAACCCCCCUUUGAGAGCGCAAUUUGCAACUCGCGCGAGAGCAUGGAAAAGUUCUCAGUAGUGAAGAGGCAGUGUUGGGCAGAAGUUAUUUCGAAUAACGAAUAAAAUUAGUUAUUCGUAAUCAUUUGUUUGUACGUUCUCAAGUUAUUCGUUAUUCGCGAGUAUAUUUCAGUAGUGUACCGGUGCACAGAGUCGGGGACUGUUCGGAUAAAUUCAUAUUCGAGUAAUCAUUCGAAUGAAUCGAUAAAUAAAACUAGGAUCUCGUAGUCCAAAGAACGAAUGAAAUGAUUUAUUCAUCUUUUGUUUGUACGUUCUCAAGUUAUUCGUUAUUCGCGAAUAUAUUUCAGUAGUGUAUCGAUGCACAGAGUCGGGGACUGUUCGGAUAAAUUCUUAUUCGAGUAAUCAUUCGAAUGAAUCGAUAAAUAAAACUAGGACUUCUGUCAGUGGUUCGUCAGUAAUUUUAAUAGCGCAACGAAUAAAGAAUAAAUGAUUGGCGAACGACUAACGAACAAAUGAGUGACGAAUAAAAUUCUAUUCGUUAUUCGUUGUUCGAAUGACGUCCAACACUGGGUAGAGGGUAGUUUGAAGAAGCCACGACUUCGCUGUCACCUUUCUAAGCGCUGGUAUAUCGGCAUGGCCUGGUUUCACCUGUAACUCUGUCGUUGGAAACGUGCACCCGAUCUUUUCUCCUCGAGUUACACUUUCACCGUCGUCCGACACGGGACCAGGCGGCUCGCAUAGCACUCUUGCCCGUUUAAACCGAGACCGAGCGUUUCCGUUUCAGGACCAUGACAGCGAUCUGCUUCGUGUGCAACUUACCGAUCCUGAGUCAUCAGGUGGGGCUGAUAUGGCAGGGAGGAAACGGAUGGGACGAUCUCGUGCGGGAGCAGGUGGAAGAGUCCACCUUGAAGCAACGACUCGGAAGCGGAAGACGCGAUUCCGCGACGCAGAUCUCGCCGCCCAACGAGCCCCAGGAUCCAUCGCCGACGAACCAGACCCGUCGGAGGUCCAGCUUGGCCCAACUGACGGACAUCUUGAGGGAGUGGAGCGGCGGGGGCGGUUCUGGGAAGAGCGGACGCGGAAAUAAAUUCUGCCGGAGGGAAACGCUCGCGGACAUCGCCAAGUUGCCAUGGUCCAGACAGACGACCGACGUGAGCCAUCUGGAGAGAUUUCGGAAGCGGCGCGAGAGCUCUGUAGACAGUGGGAUUAGAAGCCAGCCAUCGACGAAAUCCAGACGGGACUCGGCCAUUAGCGAGAUUAGAAACGACAUCGCCAAAUUAUGGAGCAAGAGGGAGGCCGCCCCGCAGCCCCAGCCACCGCCCACGGUCAUUUCGCCCACCCCUCGUCGCGGCUCGGCGGAGUUGCGGAAUUCCCGUCGCGGUUCUGGGGAGAGCGCGCGGUCCAGGAGGGACUCGGUGGUCGCUGGACAGACCCCCAGCCCGGGUGAAAGGAAGCAUAACUGCCGUCAUCACAGACGUAGACAAUCCCAGCAGUCCAUAGACGGCGGCAUCGGCGCAGCGGCUGCAAAAUAUUACAGGAACGAUCAAAGACCGAGCGCCUCCAGCACCGAUAGCGCGACCAGCAACGCUGUCAGAGAGCACCUGGAGACGCGAAACUCGAUAGAGAAGACCGAUCGUUCGAGCAGCCUCGAGGCGAAGACAGCAGACGCUAAAACGGUAACAGCCACGACGACGACCACCACCACCACCACGUCUAUCAUAGACGUCAAGACGCCCGUUAUCACGGUCGUCGACUCGAAAUCGUCGGCCACGAUGACGACUGCGGCGCCCACUGCGAUGGCGACGGUCUCCACGUCUACAGCGACGUCCACCAUGCUCACCGUCGAGCCGAAGGUGAUCCUGGACAGCAAGAACCUAACGUUGGAGGCGUCCAUCACGCCGCCCACUAUCAUAAUGUCGUCUGUGACACCGCCGACCGUCUCACCGACGAUUGGCAGCAGCCUUCCGCUUCCUGGAACCUCGCCUUCCGGCAGCUCCAGCCCCGUCGGCUCCCCGAAUGUUAACACGCCUACCCACCCCCUGCUCAGCACCAGAAGAGACUCCACCACUCAGUGUUACUACAAGGGAAAGGAAGUGUCGCCGAGCAAAUUAUCAAGAUUAACUCGUCAGGCGGCGGCAAUAGACGAAUCGAUGCCACCUGCAGGACGUCGCGGGAGCCAGCCGACGUUAUCACCGGAUCCCGAAGACGGAGGUCGAAAAGCUCGCAGGGACUCGCUGAGUCCGGAUUCCGCCUCUUACCCGAGGCGUCGCGACUCCAGGAGCCAUCUGAGCCCGGAUAGGACCGUCGAUAAGAGAGAUAUCAGCCCUAUCAGGACACGAAAGCAUCAGCUCAGAAGGCAGUCGACUUCGAUGGCCGGUCGGGCACCGAGAUCGCCGGAUAGCUCCACCUGCUCGUCGAGGGACCCGAGUCCUUGUGCGCGUGCACCAAGCACCCAGCACGCUCCGAUAAGAAGACAAUCAACGACCGAGGAAAUCUUCAUAGCUCGUGGCUUUCGACGACAGAGCACCACGGAGGAAAUGAUUAGAUGUCGAAAUUUUCGAAGGCAGAGCUCUCAAAGCGACGAAGUGGUUCAGAGAUACCGAGGACGCAGAGACAGUUCGGCUCAAAUCACCGAUGGCACGUUCGCUUCGAUGACCGUAGAGACAUCUAGUACCUUUUUCGACAGCAGUACGCAGACUGAACCGUCGCCGUUAUACGACAACAAUCACUACCACGAGGAAUGCCUAAAAUGUAACAGCUGCGGCUUGAAUCUCACAGGACCCAAUCAGAAACGGGCUAGACGGUUCAAAAACCAAAUACUUUGCGAUCUACACUUCGCUGACGUGGCGCUGAUGGAGUGCUCGGACUUCAUGCAGCAGUUGCGCAGCUUCAAACCACAAAGUUUAGGCUGCGCAGUUGCGAGAAGAAAAUCAUCGACCACCCUGAUCUUCCCGCUGCCGCCGCAAGCGUGCUCAGAUGAAUUCUGUUCAGAGUUCCCGCACAAUCUGAUGCCGACGCCUGGAUACUGGAUCGAGUGUUCCAGACAGCAGAUUAUGUCGGACACGAUCUGGGACGAGAGCGAGAGCGGAGAGGCCACGGACCCCGAGCAGGCGGAGGACCAGCCUGAGCCUGCCCCUAGGCGACAGGACAACAACUAUUGCUUCUACGAAGAGAACGAGGUGGAGACGGACGAAGUGCCGCGGAAGAAGACCACCAUCGAGGAGCAAUGGGAGAAGAACCAGGGAUUCGAGCUCACCUCCGUCGAGCAGGAGACCUACGAGAAGUAUUUCUAUCUGAGGGAGCACUGGAACUACUUCACCAACGACGAGGACCUCGGCCCGGUGAUACUGAGCAUCAAACAGGAAACGUUGAACGGCAGGGAUCAAUUCAGGAUCCUCGUCAGGGCCAUCAGCUACACCGUGCAUGGCCUCAUCCCUGCCAGCUGCGUCUUCGCGGAUCGAUACAAUCGGGAGGAGGUAGUAAGAAGCCUGGGUAAAGAGGUGAACGUGAACCCACCGCUGACGCUGGGUCAGCUGCCAGAUACACAAGACGAGUUGCUCAAACUGGAUCAGGUAUUCAUAAAGUCGGAGCUGAAGGUCGGGGUGAUGUACGUUCAAGAAGGCCAGUACACCGAGGAGGAGAUACUCGACAACAAUGAGAACUCGCCGCUCUUCGAGGAGUUCCUGCAGAUCCUCGGCGACAAAGUUCGUCUGAAGGGCUUCGACAAGUACAAGGGUGGCCUGGACACUAUUCACGACCUGACCGGCUUGUACUCUGUCUACACGAACUGGAGGAGCAUCGAGAUCAUGUUCCACGUGUCCACGUUGCUGCCUUACGAGAAGCACGACCCCCAAAAGCUCCAAAGAAAGAGACACAUCGGCAACGACAUAGUGUGCGUCGUGUUCCUAGAAGCUGAUAACACUUCAUUCAGUCCGGCUUGUAUAAAAUCGCAUUUCCUGCACACGUUCAUCUUGGUACGAGUCAGCCCCCGCAUCAAAAGGAAAAUCACCAGGUACGAGGUGUCCGUCGUAACCAGGGACGAAGUCGGUGCCUACAAGCCCUACCUGUGGGAACAGAACGUCUUCGAGAAAGGGCCCAUGUUUCGUGAAUGGAUCCUAACGAAAAUCGUGAACGGAGAGAGGGCGAGCUACUCGGCGCCGAAAUUCGCCAGGAUGCAGGAAAGAACGAGGAGUCAAAUGCUGGAGGACAUCGUGGCCAAUCUGGCCAAUCACGUGGAGACUGGACAAAUUCCGAAACCGUACAGACGCGGUUCCUGGCGACCGAUCGGUCACAUGAGGCCAGCUUCACCCCUCCUGGAUUCGGUCAGAGACCAAUUCGAGGACUACGAUCAGCUCGCCAAGGACUUCACCAGGGUGUUCUUGAACAAUCAGGAGAACGCCUCGGUGAACGCUAACCUGUUCGACGUAUCAUUCUUGGUUCCUGGCCAGCAGAAACAGAAAGUCCGUUUCAUAGGAGUCAGAGCGAUCCUGGCUGUCAGAAGCAGGGUGUUCCAAGAGAUGCUGUACGGGAUCCAAGCCGGUUUCGGAAGUCCUCAGGUACCGGUAGCGGAACUGCUCGCCAGACCUGCGCCUACCUUGGUCAGCCCGCAGAAACCACGGAGUUCGAACUUCCUUCAAGUUCCUGACAUGGAGACCCCAAGACCCAAAAGCGUGCCCUCGUCGCCGAUGGUGAAGCGCGCGUUCUCGAGGAUCGGAACGAUCACGGCUGGCUGGAGCAGGAGCAUCCGGAAACAUGGCGGCGGGAACACCCUGCAGAGCGAGGAUCGCAAACGCUGGCUCAGCUCUCAGGAUUGCAGUAAUAAAGAAGCGAAGGAGAAGGAGAAAGCUGCUCAACAAUUAGCUGUCCCGAGGCUCAGCGUCGUGGCAGACGCUCAGAAGGUCGACAGAGCAAAAUUGGCACAGACAGAGUUCGACAUCAUCGAGUUCGACCCAGAGACGUUCAGGAUCCUGCUCGACUACCUGCACACAGGUUCCUGUUCCCUGACCUGCAGCAACAUUCCAGGCCUGAUCUGCGCAGCGGAGCACUACGAUCUCCCGGACCUCCUUCAGGCGUGUUUCCAUCACGCGAAACAGUUUCUGCGCAUCGAGAUCGUCUGCGUGAUGCUCUGCACCCUGGAGAACUACUGUUGGCGUUACACGUCCGCCUCCGAGCUGGUGAACAUGAUCCUGGCGUUCGUCGAGACCAGGGCGUACCAGCUGUUCCACAAUCCCGGCUUCCUGACGUUGAGCGAGUCGAUGGUCCAGAUGAUCAUGUGCAGGGGCCUAGAGGUGGACGAGAUCAACAAAUUCGAGGCGAUGCUCAACUGGGCCAAGCACAGGAUCAAGACGAAGUCGGCUAAAGUGGACGCAAAGGUCGAGUUCAAGUGCAUCAUGGAGAGGCUCAGCAGAGACCUCAAGCUCUACAGGAUAACGCCCCAAGAGCUUAUCAGGAUCGUGUUGCCAUCGAAGGCGAUCAAGAACGAAAGGAUCCUGGACACGCUGAUGUACCAAGCGAAAUCAGGCAUCUACAAGAACGUCGACGCCUGCUUGGAGUCCUAUCAAAAGAAGAUGCAGAACCAGGAAAGCUUCGACUGCGGAAUGUAAACGAUGUUCGCGUAAAGUAUCCUUUAAAGAUCGACAGAGCACCUAGGACUCCGACGCCGCGGUUCACCGAGAAACGAGGACUCAAGAUCCAAAAUGGAGACCAAACUCAAGUUCGUCUAAUAUUUUUGGUCCCUCGUGAAUUGUUCCGCGACAAAAGCAUCCAGCGAGGGGAGGAUUCAGUGAGAGGGUGCAACCGCCCUAGAAAACACAUCGAGAAUCACGAUGGAUCGAAUCAGGGGUUCGAGCCUUGUAACAAGAUUCUUCGUCGCUGACCCCUUCGCUAAAACUCGAGACGAUCGAAAGCACUGUCAGGGUUUCGACGCUGUUCCUCGAAGAGAAAAUCUUGCAUCAGGAUUCCCUGACCCGUAGACCGACACGAAUCGUUCUGCAAGAGACUGGAUCCAGGCUACCGAGGGAAAUUGUGAUCAACUCUUAGAAAAUGUCUAGUUCGUAAUAGAAGAAUGUUUUCGGCGGGAGGACCGUGCUAGGCUCUCUUAGAAAUCCGAAGAGAAUCGGAGAACACGUUUAGAAGAACGUUCACCUCUGGAAUGCAAACGAGCAAGUUUCGUAAGCCAUGGUUGUAGAGAAAGUUGCGAAGAAAGCUUCGAUUAGGGGAAUUUCGUCCGGAGACUGGACUCUCGGCUUCGAUUCGUCGGGCAAGAAAAACACCAAGAUGGAAAAGUAAUGCACAAAUUUCAUAUCGUUCUAAAAAUUAAGGGGAGGAAGGGUGAAACGAAAUACGGAGAUUUCGGUGGGUGGGGUGGGGGGUGUUUAGAGUCGAUUAGACGGAGUAAAUAAUUAGAGAAUUGUUCGUCGAUCGAACGACGUUGAAAGUAGUGUCUAGCCAUUGGGUACCUGCAGGUCGCGGCCAUUUUGUCGUGGUUAGGGACGCGAGACCGCGAGAUGGAUAGAGGGAAAAGAUCCGCCAGGGAGAGGCAGGCUUUAUCCGAGGCUGGGGAAUUUUAACGGCAAACGAGAAUGCCGGACAUGACAAUCUGUAUCAUAAACAACAACAAGAGAAAAAAAAAUUAUGAAGAAAGAGAAACGCUAAUAAUACUUAAACAAACUUAAAAAAAAAAUACGGUAAACGUAAAGAUGAACUACUUGGUAAGCUUGAAUGAAAAUUAACUAUACACGUGUGCGUGCAAGGGCGACGCUAAUAAUAACAAUAAUACUAAUAAAUAGGUGUAAGAACUAAUAAUAAACGAUAUAGUAUAAAUAACAAAAAAUGAUGUUGAUGUUGAAUGUGGAAUUUAAAAAAGAAAAAAAAAGAAACGAUGAAGAAGGUGAGACAAACUGAACAAAAAAAAGAUAAUGAAGUAUUCGAAGUCUGUUCUGUUUUCUAUCGUAGUUUUUGUAUCUUCAAUACUCUAAGGCAGAAAUUCUAAAAUUCACGAGAACAGGCUGGAAACGACAAACAAACAAACAAAAAAAAAAUAAAAAAAGAAAGAAACUAGAAUGCAUGGAAGAUAUUUUCUCUCGACGGGGAUUCCUCGUUUUUGGAAGAACGUUAAGGCGGGGAAAACGAGGAGAAGCAAGGAAAUUUCGGUUACGAUGAUUCGAGAAGUAUGAUUUGAUAUUUUUUCUAUUCGUGGCGAGCGUUGCAACCAUUGACGUCGUUCGUGGAAUCGGAAUCGACGAUUGUUCAUCGAGAAGAAGUUCAUUCUUUUCAACGAUAAGGAGGUAGAAUGCAUGCCACUAAAUAAAAUUCCAAUGAUAAGUAGCCAUUCAAGCAUUCGUUGAGCGCGCAGCUCGUUCCUCCGAGUAAUUGUGCUCAAUCUCUGGAAAAAGGUUUCGCUUAUGGGCAGAAACAUAUUUUGAUAUUUUUGUUAAAAAAUAAUUAGGUGUACGCACAAGUUUUGUAGGAUAUGUUUAGACAGUGCCAGAAAACAAAAGCGUUGUUGGUGCUGGUACGACUGGUCAACCUGCAUUCAAAAAAGUAGACAACAAAUCGUAAUUUUUUAUAUAACUUCCUUUCUAGUAUGUUCGAAAGUUAGAUUUCAUUUGAUUAAUAAAGUAUUAAUCAAAAAAAGCUACUGGAUGCACCUAAUAUCAAUUAUCAUUGAUCUCAUAAUUAUACUAUUUAUAAUAUAUAAUAUACAGUUAUACUUAUUACAUCAGUAAUAGAUAAUAAUAAUUUUAAAUAAUACUAUUCAAAUUAUGAUUAUAAUUACAAAUAUUAUUGAUAUAAAAGGGGUGGAGGGUGUAAAUCUUUGCAAAGAAUACUACGCUCGACGAAUGCCUGAGUGGCCAUCCUACCCAAUGGAUAUUUUAGUUCAUUCGUUCGCAAUGCUCACGUUCGAGCUCGACGAUUCAGACUGGCCUGGUUCCCGAGUUUCAUUGACUUCAUUUUCACGAGGAAAACACCGAAUAGAAAAAACUAAAAGACGCGAUACUCGCCGUGCACACUGAAGUCUGAUUUUCGUCCACCUGUCUUUACCCUCUAUCACUUUUCACUGUCGCUCGGUUGCUCUAGCCUUCACCUGAAACGACUCGUCUCCCAAGUUCCAAGAAAAAGAGAUAUUUUUUACACGAUCGUCCGUUGGCGAUACAACGCGUUUCCGGUACCUCUCUAUCGUGUUUGCGUUCGUCGUGUCCCUUUCACCGGAGAUGGAUAGAACCCAAUUCGAAUUACAAAUUACUAAACUAUGGACUUUGUCCAUUUACGACAGCAAAAUCGCGAACACCGAAAAAAUGUAUAUAUGACAAAUUCUAGUAAUUAUUAUAACAAAGGAGGCACUUAGGAUCAGUGACGAAAUAUAGCUAUACUCAAACAGUUCUUUUUCGAAAACAAUUUAAUGGAAGACUUGUUUUCUGAGGUUUUUAAAUAAACUACUGCAAUCCAUUUGUAUUAUAAAUGCAUAAAAUCCACACUUUAUAAAUGACGAAUGAGAAUUCUAUAUGUUAAUUUAUUCGCAACGUUUGUCCUGAAGAACACUCUAUAAAUAACACAACCUUCUGUUCCACGAAGUUCGUAUUCUUCUGUAUCUAAAUUUUUAUCCAGAUAAAAAUGACUUCGUAGUGAAAAACGCUGUCCAUCUCUGGCGUGGGCGCGACCAGGAGGAAACGCGUCGAACCAACAAGGAAAUACAAGUAAACGAGAAAAAAUGUAAAAAAAUAAAAUAAAAAAAAAUAAAUAAAAAUAAAAUAAAAUAAUGAAAAACACUCGCCGAUUCCCCGACGCAUCGGCGGGGAAUCGCCCAACUGUUAAGUGUCUUAUUGUUCAGGCAAGCGGCUGGACGAAAGUAGAUCUUUUCUCGCGGCGAUUCUAGCGAGCGCUGGGAGACAUAUCGCUUGCGAUCGACGCUCGAUGGCUAAAACUCCGCGGAUCCGGACACGUUUGUGCCUCCGUCAGAGAACAGAGAAACAGAGGGCUAUUUGUAAUAUUUUUACAGAACCUGUAGAAAAACAGCGAGGUACAAAUGUGACGCGCGAGCAGACUCGCGAGAUAAGAGGAAAAACUAACAAAUGAAAACCAAAGUAAAUAGGUAAAAUAAAUAUGCAACCGUGUGUGUAGCUGUUAAAUCAACUGUAAGCAAAACAAAAUGUAAAAAAACGAUUUUGUCGUCGUAAUGAACGUUUGUAAAGAAAUCGUGUUGAACUCCAUGGACGAUGAUCUGUCACGAUUUGUCCGGUGCUUGUUGACGGAGACCGAUUACCUCGUAAUAUUAUUAUCGUUGUUAUCGAAAUUUUCAAAAUAAAUCCUCGGGUAUAU
Molecule: messenger RNA, 11029 nt
Organism: Hylaeus anthracinus
Lineage: Eukaryota; Metazoa; Arthropoda; Insecta; Hymenoptera; Colletidae
Gene: rsh
Exons: 20
Coding region: 2500-7314 (1604 amino acids)
Biological process (GO): regulation of small GTPase mediated signal transduction; activation of GTPase activity
Cellular component (GO): cytoplasm
Molecular function (GO): protein binding; GTPase activator activity
Source: RefSeq, a predicted model, not a curated record